AUGAAAGAAAAUCAACAAAAAGCCCUCCGAGAAACUGACCCUAUCAAAAAACAAGCCCUGAUAGCCGAAAUUGAAUCUGAUGGCAAAUUACUUCAGCAAAAAUACCGAGAACACCAAGAGCAUUCCAAUAAAUAUAGGUUUAAUCCGGCUGAGAAAGUUAGGGGCAUGAUUGAUGACCCCGAUAAUCCUUUUGGUAAUUAUGGCAAUAACACUUAUCCUGAUGGGAAUGGCUCUAAUCACUUUCCUCGGCAGAGAAAGCAGGGUCAACCCGAGCAAGAGCCAAGACCGCAAAGCCCAAAGGAAACUAAAAGCCGAACAAGCCCUAGAAGAAAGAAUGCUUCGAAGAAUGGAAACUUUAAAAAAACUCCGAGAAUAAAUAUUAUGUAUUACGAAGAAAUCCCUAGUCCACAAACCAUCCAAACCCAAAAAAGAAAAAAACAGCAACAGGCUACCAUGCUGAUUGCUUUAAUUCUCAUUGGCGGCUUAGCUUAUUACUUUUUGGCUUAUGUGCCGGAAGAAAGAAACCGAGCGAAAGAAGAAAUUGAAGAAAUGUUUAAGCAAAACUUUAUGGUUUUACCCGAAAAGCUAGAUAAAACUCUCUGGGCAGAAACUAUUGAACGCAAAGCGGAAGAGUUAGAGCAAGAAGAAAAGGACAAGCCAAGAAAGAUGCGAGAAGCAGCAAUCAACAACAUAAAAAACUCCCUAGAAGAAAACGAAAAACAAUUACCUGAAAUCCAAAAAGCUCUUGAAGAAUUUGCUAAGAAGAAGCCAAUAAUUUCAUCCUUGAAAAAAGCAGAAAAGUUGCCAGACGGAAAAAAGAUAUAUCCACUUUAUUUUGACGCCCGAGCAGUUUAUCGAAUUCAGUUUCCACCAUCUCUGUGGAAUAAUUUAUCCGAAGAACAAAAAGAGUUAGCUAAAUCUAAUGGACACGGAGAACUUACCCUUAAAGAUGAAGUAUCAGGCUAUAAGUUUAGCCGAUUAAUCGAAGACUGA
This is a messenger RNA of Entrophospora sp. SA101, 993 nucleotides long. NCBI's taxonomy places the organism in Eukaryota, Fungi, Glomeromycota, Glomeromycetes, Entrophosporales, Entrophosporaceae. The record is from the annotation of a GenBank genome assembly.